GGCAGAGUACUACUACUACUACUACUACUAGCUGGGUUGAGGGACGCAGAAGGGCGGCGCUCAGUAUCCUGUUGAGGGGAGACUUGAGCCGGUCACGCCUCCUUAUGCUGCAAAUCACAAGUUGCAUCCACAUUUCACACCCUACUUUUUGCCAUUGAGCUGAUUCGGCGUAGUGAUACAGGUUUACAACGCAAUUGGAGUGAUCCAGAGGCCUUUCUAAGAAGCAUUUCUAUCCAAGGGGCCUGCAUUGUCUUGUUCGCAGUCAUUCUAUCACGAGCAGCCAAUUCUCUAAAACCCAAGCCCCGUGUCGCUGCUAAGGAGCGCUUCAGAGCAAUUGGAACCCACUGUAUCUUUCCCGCCAUCAAUUACUCAAGUUUUCGCGUGAAGCGAGACAUCUUGCAGCCAAAACUCUCCCUCAAGUAGCUUCUUGCCCGCUCACAUUCUUGGCCCCUCGCUCCUUCGAAAUCCCACCAUGUCUUUCUUGCUUGGCUGCCUUGUCAUAGCCACUCUUCUGCUGACACUUGGCGGAAGCUCAGCACUGGAGCCAGACGCGGACUCAGGGCCCCAUUCUCAACCGGGCCGGAAGGUUCUCCAGGCAGGGCCUGCCCCUGCCCCUGGUCCGUUCCAAUUUGGAGCGGUUUUACCCAACAGCGACCCCACAUGUGACCCCCGAUGGGCCUACGAGACGGGGUGCUACAGCGACUACUCCUGCGCCAGCGGCCAUAUCUGCACCUGCAAGAACGGCGACAAGUGCGCUGACGGCGGCUACUUUGGCAUCUUCCUGUGCCCGUGCAUCGAAGCUCCAAAGCUUCCUCCUCCCCCUCCUCCCCCGCCUGGCCCCCUGCCCACGAGCCCCUGCGUCAACGCCAUCAAACGGAGCUGCCCAUCUGCAAGAAAUACAACUGACGCGGUAGACAAGUGCACUGCAGUUGGAGGGAAGAUACUCCUUAUCUCAGCCGGAAGUUACAGCUGCACUUGUUGCACAGGGCGUGGCUCAAUCUACGCAUUUUCGCCCCCGGCCAUUCGGUCGCCCCCGCCUCCCCCAUACAAGCAAUCCAAUCUUGGCUCUUCCAUCCAGAAAAGAGUAGCUAUCAUCAUAGGCUGCACGUGGGGAGGGAUCGCAGUGAUCAUAGGCACGAUUGUUACCUGCUACUGCUGCUAUUGUAAGAAGAGGGCGCCUCGGCUAACGGCCAGGAGAAACGAUCUUGAGCAGCCUCCCCUUAUCGGCAGACCUACCAGCGCUCCAAAAACGAAGUCUGGGGGGGGGUCCGCAGAGGCUGGGGCCAAGAAGUGGUUCGAGCCGGGGUUCAACGGGUCCACGUUCAAAACCACGGGAGCGGGCGUGUUCUUCAGCAAGUCGAUCCCCAAGAACGCACGCUUUGUCGAGAUGUUUGCAACAUUGUAUGGUCAGGACGGCAGUGGAGCAGGCACGAGCAGCGCUACGGGGCCUGCAGCACAACGGACCAAGAGGAACGAAAACCCUCCGGCGUCUGUGAAUCAUUGGAGCGAAUGGGAAGAAAGCCCUCCAACUGCCGAAGGCACUUAUUCUUACUCGAGUGGGGCAGCGGAUGCGGCCAGGGAGCGUACGGCCAAGGGCAAAGAGCCAGAAGCCCCCUCCACGGACGCCCCCCCCGCCAGCAUCGAGGGCCUGCCCGAGGACGAGAUCUGCAUCGUGUGCUGCAACGCGCCCAAGGAGUGCGUCUUUGUGCCGUGCGGCCACCACGCCACGUGCCUUGCGUGCGGACGCUUGGUGCAGCAGGGCGGCCAGGGCUGCCCCGUCUGCCGGCGGCCCAUCGAGCGCGUGCUCAAGAUUUACGAGGCGUGAGUGACGGGUGUGAGAGAAGAACUAGGGCGGGUAGAAAGAGCCAGGCUAGAUGUGCGAGAGUUCAGAGAGGGGAUGCAGGGCGCGUCCCGAUUCAAGAAGAGCGCUGGUUGUUAGAGGAGCGGGAUCGGACGUCGAAAGGGCCGGUACGUCCGUCAAGGGCGAAAGGCGGGGAGAAGGGCCGGGACAUGGGGACGUGUGGUCGUAGGGUUGGGUCGUGCGGAUCACCGGAUGGCAGUACUUGUCGGAGUUGAUAUUUCGAGAAACAGACAUUGUCGGUAUUGAGAGAGGUACUCGCAGCAGGGGCUAUUAACAACUGGGCCAGAUUAAAGCAGCAAAGAAGAAGUCAAAGGCAGCUCUGCGGCCGUAGCAAAGGGUAUUGUUCACUUUUUGGCGGGACUUCUCUCGUGUAAGACUUACAAAGUAGAGGUAGUAGGACAAUCUACUAUUGAGGAUUUUAUGGUACAAACUUACGGGUUCGCAAAGCUUCGCGAUUGCAAAGCAAAGACUUCCUUCGACUCAGCCUUAGACAGGUGCAUCCCUCCAGCAGAUUCUUGAGUUGAGGUUCCUCAGCAGCAGUCGGAAUUUCAAAGACAAGGUAUUGACCAGGUUUGCCGUAACCUUAAUUAGCGAGUGAUUAGAUGGUCAGAUGAGGUUGGAGUCAAUUCUUGGGGGCUGGACCGUUUUUGAAUUGAGCGGCAAGCUGUUAGUCAAUCUUUCAGGUGCAGACAUUCUUACGCUUUGAAUCCCUAAGUCCAAGGUGAGAGGCGAUAGGUGCAGGAGGUUAAAAGCAAGCUUAAGUGAACAGUUUCUUGUGCUUGCAGUGUAGAUUUAAUCAAUUUAGUGUUAUAUUUUGACUUUUGGCUUAACAUAUGCACGGAUCCUUGGGCGUUGAUUCAAGAGCCCAUGUGCUGGCACCUCUCGAAACCUAGAGCAGAAUUGUAUCUGUAUACGGAGC
This is a messenger RNA of Klebsormidium nitens, 2780 nucleotides long. The record is from the annotation of a GenBank genome assembly. NCBI's taxonomy places the organism in Eukaryota, Viridiplantae, Streptophyta, Klebsormidiophyceae, Klebsormidiales, Klebsormidiaceae.